Messenger RNA from Choloepus didactylus (southern two-toed sloth), 2077 nucleotides. RefSeq names its product solute carrier family 39 member 1 (gene SLC39A1). Gene Ontology annotation, molecular function: zinc ion transmembrane transporter activity. The coding region runs from base 126 to 1100 and encodes 324 amino acids. Gene Ontology annotation, cellular component: plasma membrane. The record is from RefSeq and is a predicted model, not a curated record. Gene Ontology annotation, biological process: zinc ion transmembrane transport. The transcript is spliced from 4 exons. Lineage: Eukaryota; Metazoa; Chordata; Mammalia; Pilosa; Megalonychidae.
AGGAAAGCUUGGGGAGGGGACGGGAAUUCCCGACUCCAGGCCGGAACCCCGCGGAUACCAUGUAGUGAGACCCUCGCGAGUCUGUCUUCCUAGGUUUGACAGUCAUUGGAGCUACCAUAGCCACCAUGGGGCCCUGGGGAGAGCCAGAGCUCCUGGUGUGGCGCCCUGAAGCAGUGGCCUCAGAGCCGCCAGUGCCCGUGGGACUGGAGGUGAAGUUGGGAGCCCUGGUACUGCUGCUGGUGCUCACCCUCAUCUGCAGUCUGGUGCCCAUCUGUGUGCUGUGCCGGACUGGAGCUAACCAGGAAGGCUCCACCUCACGCCAGAAAACCCUGAGCCUCAUAAGCUGCUUCGCAGGGGGUGUCUUCCUGGCCACCUGUCUCCUGGACCUGCUGCCUGACUACCUGGCUGCCAUAGAUGAGGCCCUUGCAGCCCUGCAUGUGACGCUCCAGUUCCCCUUGCAGGAAUUCAUCCUGGCCAUGGGCUUCUUCUUGGUCCUGGUGAUGGAGCAGAUCACACUGGCUUACAAGGAGCAGUUGGGGCCACCACCCCGGGAGGAGACAAGGGCUUUGCUGGGAACAGUAAAUGGUGUGCCACAGCACUGGCAUGAUGGUUCAGGGGUCCCACAGGCAAGCGGAGCCCUGGCAGCACCCUCAGCCCUGCGUGCCUGUGUCCUGGUCUUUUCUCUGGCCCUGCAUUCGGUGUUUGAGGGGCUGGCAGUGGGGCUGCAACGAGACCGGGCCCGGGCCAUGGAGUUGUGCUUGGCUCUGCUGCUCCAUAAGGGUAUCCUGGCUGUCAGCCUGUCCCUACGGCUGCUGCAGAGCCACCUGCGAGCACAGGUGGUGGCUGGCUGUGGGAUCCUAUUCUCAUGCAUGACACCCCUGGGCAUUGGGCUGGGUGCAGCUUUGGCAGAAUCAGCUGGGCCACUGCACCAGCUGGCCCAGUCUGUGCUAGAGGGCAUGGCGGCUGGCACCUUCCUCUAUAUCACCUUCUUGGAGAUCCUACCCCAGGAGCUGGCCACUUCUGAGCAGAGGAUUCUUAAGGUCAUUCUGCUCCUAGCAGGCUUUGCCCUGCUCACUGGCCUGCUCUUCAUCCAAGUCUAGGGGCUCUCCAGAGAGGGGCAGGGGAAAUUGGGUAUCAGGUGCCCCUGCCCUCCCUCCUUCCCCAAGUGUGUUGGGGGGAAUAGGCAGGAAUGGGGAACGGAGGCACUGAGGACCAAAGAGUUCUCUGGGAGCUAGGAAUGGAGCCUUUGGAACUGACUGAGACAAUGACAGGGAGGCAGGCAGAUGGGAGCUUGCCCUGGGCCCAAGAGACAAGAGUUGGUCACGUCACUAGAGGCAUGAUCAAAGGAUAUUAGGAUUGGGGAAGACACAGACUUCUAGAAUCAGGGGUGGACACUACACAUAGGGGCAAGCUGAUACUGAGGAUGCUGGGGUUGGGUACCCAGUUGCUGUUGGGUAGAGAUAUGAAGAGGGGAUAGGCCAGGAGCCAGCAGUUCUGUUUACUCUAGCCCAUUUCAGCAUUCUGUCACUUGGAGCAACCCCUCCUACUUUUCUUAGCUCCUACUCAUAUCUCCCAUUUUCCUUAUCCCAGGGGGCUGGUGCCAAAUGGUUUCUUCCUGCCAGUUUGGUACCUUCUCUGGUCUCUCCAGCCCUGCUCACUCUAUUUUUAAAGUGCCAAAUAAAUCCCCUUCCUCUUUCUCAAAGCACAGUGAUGGCACUGAACUCGGCCCAGUGCCUCAGUGAAGGGGGCUUGUUUUUCUCUUGAUUUUGGUCACAGAUCCUAGGGUAGGGCAGAAGUGUUUGUCGGGUUGGGGUGAGGGGAGGGUUAGCAGAACUGCAGCCUCCUACAACCUAGGGAUAUAAGACAUGGACCUGAUGCCCAUGCCCAGAUAUUAAACACUGAGCUGCCAAAACAUUUUUUUUUAAUACUAGAGGAGCCCUAGCAGGGAAGGGGAGGCUCACCCCAGGGUUAUUUUUGGGGAGGGAGGGCUGUGUAUAAGGGCCAUAUUCUCUAGAAUCUAUUUUACUAACUGACUUGUUUUGAGACAUAUUGCCUAAAUAAAAGACGUUUCUAUAAA